Messenger RNA from Hypanus sabinus (Atlantic stingray), 6155 nucleotides. Its product is annotated as src substrate cortactin-like. The record is from RefSeq and is a predicted model, not a curated record. Lineage: Eukaryota; Metazoa; Chordata; Chondrichthyes; Myliobatiformes; Dasyatidae. Gene Ontology annotation, biological process: regulation of actin filament polymerization. The coding region runs from base 2888 to 4492 and encodes 534 amino acids. Gene Ontology annotation, molecular function: actin filament binding. The transcript has 16 exons. Gene Ontology annotation, cellular component: plasma membrane; actin filament; cortical actin cytoskeleton.
GACGGUACUGUUCCUUGAGAUUGUGUUGAGGUUCAAUAGAGUAAUGUUGAGAGCAGUGUUGAGGUCAGAAUGGGAAUAAAUUGGUCAAUUAGAGUAACAGACAGUUAGUGCUGGAUGAAGGCAUCACUAAUCUGCAUUUGGUUUCCCCAUUCUAGAGAUCAGAUCCUGAUUGUUUUUAAAUUGAAAGAGACUUAUGGAGAAUUUUGGGUCAUCAAUGGCAAAAGGACGAAAAUGUAGGAUUGGUAUGUUUCCUGCCCUUCUUUGGGAUGGUGCUGUAGCAAAAGUUACUGCUACCAUCAGGCAGGAGAUACAGGAGCCUUAGAUCCCACACCACCAGGUUCAUGAAUAGUUGUUACCCUUCAAUCAUCAACUCCUGGAGCAGCGUCGAUAACUUCAUGCACCUCAACACUAAACUGAUGCCACAACAUAUGGAUUCGCUUUCAAGGGGGUUGGUGACUGGGGAUGGCAGAUUGGUGGCUGAGAGUGGGGAUUGGUGAGUGAAUUGUAAAUGAGGGUGGUGGAUUGGUAUGUGAAGGUGGGGACAAGUUGCUCUAUUAGGCUGUGGAUUGGUGGCGAGGAUGAGGGGAUUGGUGUGUGAGGGUGGAGGAUUGGUAGGUGAGAGUGGGGGUUGGAGGUGGAGAAUAGAAUUGAAGAAGUGGGCUGAGAUCAAAGAGGUGAAAGUGGGAAAUCACAAAGGAGGGUGAGUUCUACAGAGCUAAAUAGUGAGGGUGAGGGUGAGGCUGGCAGGGAAAGAGGACACAAGAUGGGCACAGUCACUCCUGCUUUAGAUAGCUGGAUACUGAAUUCCUUUUCUAUAGGGAUAAGCAGUAACCAACAGAGCCCAACACUUAACACUAACACUGUAAGGGGUGGCCCCCUUCAGAGGAAACAUUGACCUGCCAGUUUCCUCAGGAAAAUGCACCAAUUCAGACACUAGUGCUGGAAAAAUGUUAUAGAAGGUAUUGGCUGGGCUGGAACAAAGAAUACUGCAUGUUGCUCAAAAUGUAGGUGAAGUUCAAACUAAUUGCAGUUUCCUUAGCAACAUCUUUCACUGGAGGAAGUGAGUGAAGUCAAAGGAGAAGUUACUUAAUAUCAGAACAAGUUCAAUCAGAUAGGGCUGGGUAGGCCCAAACAAUGCCUCUUUUAAAGGGAGAAAUGGAGUGUGUGAGGGUGAUACUGAUGAACAGUUUAGUAAAUCUGGAUAUCCAUGAUGAAACAUAUACCAGGACUGAGAUACAGGCUGGAAUCUAACUGAGGAGUUUAGUGGAAGUAUGCAUUGAAUAAUAGACGUCAGGAAUAAAUUACAGACUGGAAUCUCAUUAUGGCAUUGGGAGGUUUAAAUAUAGAAUACUAGAUUCUUGGGAGGCUGAAAUUCAUUGGAGGAUUGUUGGGUUUACAGAUGCCCGGAAUUGGAAGAUGGGUUGGAAUCUAACUGAGGAGUUUAAGUGGUUGUAGAUAAAGUAAUAGAUAAUCAUGGCUGACAUUAUGGGAAAGAUACAAAAUCAUCACACUGUUUGUGUUGCCAGCAUUAAGGAUUAUUGCUAUGAAGAGUGGCUUAACCUGUUAGCCCUUUUAUCUACAGUGGAAUGAACUGAAAAGGAUAUGAAUUGGUCAUUUAGAGAAGAUCUGCCAGAUUGUUUUGGACUUAAACAUAUUGAUCCUGGACUGCCAUUUUAACUUAAGAUUCUGACCACAACAGAACUCUUCUGACACUAUCUUCAGCAGCCAAAGUACAUUUAUUUUUAACAAAUUCUCUGCUUAUCAGAGCACCUGUAGUGAUCCAUUCCACUCAGUCCGAAACAGGGCUGAACCAAUUGUCAGCGAGAGAAGACAAGAUUGGUUCAACCCUGGCCAAACUGAGAGCCAGAGUUGAUCGUUUUAGACAGGAAAAAGAUGCCGCUAUUAGCCAUAUGCUGAUUGGUAACUUUCCCUUGAGUGGCCUUGAAAACAUCAACAUUAUACCAAACUACUAUCAUUCAAGUUAAAGACUAUUUGUGGAAUCACAUUGAAGCAUAGGAGAAUAAGAGGAGAUUUAAGACAAUAAGACCAUAAGAUAUAGGAGCAGAAGUAGGCCAUUUGGCUUAUUGAGUCUGCUCCACCAUUCAAUCAAGGGCUGAUUCCAGUUCUUCCAGUCAUCCCUGCUCCCCUGCCUUCACCCCAUACCCUUUGAUGCCCUGGCUAAUCAAGAACCUAUCUAUCUUUACCUUAAAUACACCCAAUGACUUGGCCUCCAUAGCCUCUCGUGGCAACAAAUUCCACAGAUUUACCACCCCCUGACUAAAGUAAUUUCUCUGCAUCUCUGUUCCAAUGGACAUCCUUCAAUCUUGAAGUCAUGCUGUCUUGUCCUAGACUCCCCUACCAUGGGAAAUAACUUUGCCAUAUCUAAUCUGUUCAGACCUUUUAAUAUUUGGAAUGUUUCUAUCAGAUUCCUCCUCAUUCUCCUCAACUUCAGGGAAUACAGCCCAAGAGCUGCCAGAUGUUCCUCAUACGAUAACCCUUUCAUUCCUGGAAUCAUUCUGAACCCUCUCCAAUGUCACUAUAUCCUUUAUAAAAUAAGGAGCCCAAAACUUCACACAAUACUCCAAGAUCAUAUAUAUAAAAUGCAAGCAGGCUUUUUCCACUAAAGUUGGGUGAGACAAGAACUAGUGGUCAUAGAUUUAGACCAUAAGGGUGAAAGGUGAAAUAUUUAAGGGAUCAUGAGAGAGGAACUUCUUUACUUAGAAAAUGGUGAGAGUAUGGAAUGGGCUGCCAAUGGAAGUGGUGGAUGCAGAUUCUAUUUCAGCAUUCAAGAGAGAUUUGGAUAACUAAAUGGAUGGGACGACUGUGGAGGGCUAUGUUUCAGAUGUAGUCCAACGGGACUAGGCAGAAUAAUAGUUCAGCAUGAGAGAUGUGGAAAGCAGCAGUGGGCCAUAAUGUUAAAGUGGAGCAGGAGAAGGAUGGAGAUGAUUGGGAUACAGAUCCUGACUUUGUCAAUGAUAUUUCAGAACAGGAGCAACGAUGGGGAGCAAAGACCGUCGAUGGGUCUGGUAGGCCCCAGCACAUCAAUGUGCACGAACUGAGGGAGAAUGUCUCAAAGGAUCACGAGACCUUGAAGAAAAAGGAAAUGGAGGAAGGAUCAAAAGCAUCAUAUGGUUAUGGUGGAAAGUUUGGGGUCCAGAGGGAUCGGAUGGACAAGUCUGCGCUAGGAAAUGAGUAUGUUGCUGAAGUGGCAAAGCAUUCAUCACAGACUGAUGCAGCCAAAGGAUUUGGUGGGAAGUAUGGAGUACAGAAAGAUCGAACAGACAAGUCAGCCAUGGGAUAUGAGUACAAAGGAGAAGUGGAUAAGCAUGUUUCACAAAAAGAUUAUGCCAAAGGAUUUGGUGGCAAAUAUGGAGUGGAAACAGAGAAGGUGGAUAAAUCUGCUGUGGGAUACGACUACAAGGGAGCAACUGAGAAACACGAGUCCCAGAAAGAUUAUGCCAAAGGAUUUGGUGGCAAAUAUGGAGUAGAAAAGGAGAAGGUGGAUAAAUCGGCUGUGGGAUACGACUACAAAGGUGUGACUGAGAAACACGAGUCACAGAAAGAUUAUGCAAAAGGAUUUGGAGGAAAAUUUGGAGUCCAGAAGGGUCAUCAGGAUCAGGCCGCCCAUGGAUGGGACCACAAGGAGGAAGUGAAACUGCACGAGUCCCAGACAGAUUAUGCAAAGGGCUUUGGAGGGCGAUAUGGGGUGCAGCAGGACCGGAUGGACAAGAGUGCAGCCACCUUCACGGAAAUGGAGAGUCCGACGUCGUCCUACCAAAAGACAAUGCCAGUGGAAGCCGCUGGCAGCAGUGCAAGGAGCUUGAAGUCAAGGUUUGAAAAUAUGGCUAAAGCCAGUGAUGAGGACAACAAAAAGAGAGCAGAGGAGGAGCGUGUUCGGAGACAGGCACGAGAGAGAAUGGAACAGGAAGAAGCACGCAGGAAGCAGCAGGAACAGGUGGAACAAGUGAUUCCAGAACCUGGGAGUGCUGAACAAAUCCCACCGACUCCUCGGAGGCGGAGUCAGAAACCAGCGGAAAACCCAGAGCCAGAGCCAGAGGAAGAGCCAGAGCCAGAGCCAGAGCCAGAGGAAGAGCCAGAGCCAGAGCCAGAGGAAGCCCAGGUCUAUGAUAAUCCUGAUUCUUGUCAUGAGGAAUCAACAAUGGAUGACUAUGAAAAUAUUGUAGAAUAUGAUCACCAGCCAGUUCCCAACAAGGAUUUGGAAGCUGAAGGCAACUAUGAAGAAUUGUCACCAGUCCCUGAAAUGAAAACAGAGACACUCAGUUCUGGUGCUGAGAACGUUUACGACAUUGCCAGUGCUGGUGUGACUGCGGUAGCUUUGUAUGAUUAUCAAGGAGAAGGUGACGAUGAAAUCUCCUUUGAUCCUGAUGACAUCAUCACAAACAUUGAGAUGAUUGAUGAGGGCUGGUGGCAGGGUCAAUGCCAUGGGAAAGUUGGCCUCUUCCCAGCCAAUUAUGUGAAACUGUCAAAGUGAACGUUGACCAGCUCGAUAGGAUGCAAAAAGUCGAUGAAACUUUGCCUCCACAAAUGUUACUUGACCGAAGUUCCUCCAGCGGUUUCUUGUGUCUCCAACAGGCGUUUAGAUUACUUAUUUUCUAUUAAUAUCAAACCAUUGGUGUCUGAAGCUGAAAGUUUUCAUAGCUAUCUAGUGUCUGCCAAGCAUAUUUCCUUUCCUCCUACUGAAACCUGAAUAUUUUCAUUGCCUUAACUGAAGCAGUUGCCAUACUAACAAGACAAUUAGUUCAGUGGAAAUGUCUAUUUAGCCUAAUACUCUAUACUAGUACUCACCCACUAACCAGUCCUGCAUAGUCUAAUACCAUUUCCUCUGAUUUUUAUUUCAUUUUCUCCUUCGCAAACUGUAAUCCUGCAGCUAAGGGAGCUAUGCCCUCAAAUUAUUUUAUUUAUUGUAGAACAAUGGACUCCUAUAUGGUUCAAUCACUAGUCUCUUAAGUUGGUGGAUACUGAAAUGCAUUUAACUAGGCAUCUUGUGUCCUUUACUUUGCAAACUGCUCCCUCCCAUGGUGAUCUUUCUCAAUAAAAGACCAUAGGACAUAUGAGCAGAAUUAGUCCACUCAGCCCCAUAGACCUACCUUCUUGCAAUAUGCUUUGAUGCCCUAACUGAUCAGGAAACGAUCAACUUCCGCCUUAAAUACAUGCUUGGACUUGGUCUCCACCACAGUCUGUGGCAGUGCAUUCCACAGAUUUAUUACUCUUUGGCUAAAAGAAUUCCUCCUUACUUCUGUUCCAAAGGGUCAGCUCCUCAAUUUUGAAGCAGUGCCCUCUAGUUCUGGAUACCCCCACCAUAGGAAACAUCCUCUCCACAUCCACCUAUCUAGACCUUUCAACAUUGGGUAUGUUUCAAUGGGAUCCCCUCCCCUCCCCCUGCAUUCUAAAUUCCAGUGAGUACAGGCCCAAAGAUGCCAAAUGUUCCUCUUAUCUUAACACUUUACUUCCCGGAAUCAUCCUUGUGAACCUCCUCUGGACUCUCUCCAAUGAUAACACAUCCUUUCUGAGAUAUGGGGCCCAAAACCAUUGAUAAUACUCUAAGGGCGGCCUGACUAGUUUUUUUAUAAAGGCUCUUAUUACCUCCUUGCUUUUACAUUCUAUUUCCAUUGAAAUGAAUGCUAACUUUGCACUUGCCUUCUUUACCACAGACUCAACCUGUAAAUUAACCUUCUGGAAGUCUUGCGCGAGGACUCCUCAGUCCCUCUGCACCUCUGAUGUUUGAACCUUCUCCCUAUUUAGGAAAUAGCCAUACAUUUCCCAACUCUGUAUUCCAUCUGCCACUUCUCUGCCCAUUCUUCCAAUUUGUCUUCCUGCUGCAAUUACAUUGCUUCCUCAGCACACAACCUACCCUCCACCUACCUUCAUAUCAUCCACAAACUUUGUCACAAAGCCUUCAAUUCCAUUAUCUAAAUCAUUGACAAACAAUGUGUAAAGCAUCAUUCUUCAUAACUGACCCCUGAGGAACACCACUAGUCACUGGUAGCAAACCAGAAAAUGUCCCAUUUAUUCCCACUCGCUGCCUCCUGCCUGUCAGCUAUUCCAGUAUCUUUUCUGUAAUGCCAUAGGAUUUUAUCUUGUAAGCAGCCUCAUGUGUGGCACCUUAUUAAACACGUUCUGAAAAUCCAACUAAA